Messenger RNA from Didymodactylos carnosus, 371 nucleotides. The record is from the annotation of a GenBank genome assembly. Lineage: Eukaryota; Metazoa; Rotifera; Eurotatoria; Philodinida; Philodinidae.
AAAAUCUUUAAGCUACAAAAUAAGACGUUUCCCAAUCCUGUACGUUGCUCGGCUGAAGAGUUAUCUAUCUCACAAAACGUCACGGACUUACGUAAAAGUGGACUUUUACGUGGAAUGGCCGUGUAGUAGUUGAAUAUAGCAAGAAAACAAUUGCUGGUUAUUGUUGUCAAUGUCCAAAUGGAAACAGAACAUUCGGUUGUUGUAGUCAUGUAGCAAGUAUAAUUUGAUAUUUAGGUUUAGCAAGAUAUGAAUCAACAUUAUUAUAUUCAUCAUCAAAUAGUUAUAUUAAUUAUUUUAAAGAUGCUAAUGAUCUCUCGGAUUUAAGUUCAGACGAUAGUGAUGACGAUGAUACACUUUUUAGUUUAAUGUGA